Durusdinium trenchii is the source of this 1389-nucleotide messenger RNA. NCBI's taxonomy places the organism in Eukaryota, Dinophyceae, Suessiales, Symbiodiniaceae. The record is from the annotation of a GenBank genome assembly.
AUGGGUAUCGCAUUGAGAUCGCCUGUGGCACUGGAGAGCCCGCUGGACACGAGCAAUGAUUUCUCGCUGGGUCCUGCCUUUCAGGCACAUGCUGCAGCACAACUUUCACGCUUCGUCGACUCAGAGGUCUCUUUCAGCGCUCGAGAGCUGUGCUCAGUUGAUCUCUCUAUUCAGAGCCCGCACGAUGAGCGUUUAGACUGGUGGGAACACAUACGUCGGUGUCGACGCCGGGCACAAGCACGACCUGUGCCAUCACUUUCAGUUGCAGCAUUACUGCUGCCGCCAUCGAUACGGUACAAGGCGCGGUUGGACAGCUCUAUUUCCAAGGUGAAAGCUGUACUCCGACGACGGCAGACUUCGCCCAAACAGUUGUUUGCUUUGCAGGCGGGACAGAGAUGUUUACACAUGAGUGUCAUUGACCUGGCCCGGGCGCUCCAACAAUUCGGGUUCCUUGAUCAAGCUGAAGCUGGGCGGCUGGCUCUGGCCGCGGCAAGGUUUGAGAGCCAAAGUCUCACGUCCGAUGCGAACUUGUUCGUCAGCCUGGAUAAUUUUGUUCGGCUCAUGGGAAGUGUCCCUGGAAGCUUGGUUGAAGAGCGUGAUGAUCAGCAUGACACUUCAAGCGUUAUGGCAUCCCCGAGUGCCCAAAUGGCAGAGACUCAACUCAACCUCGAGGCAGGUCGCUGGGCGAUCAAGAUAGUUCCACAUGACAGAAUGGUGGAAGUGUGGAGCUCCCGAAAGGUUCCGGGCAGUGAGGCACGUCCUUUCAGCAUUUGGCGACCCGAUCUAAAGACUGGAGCUGCUGCUGGAGGAAAUACAUUUCAGCAAGGGCUCAGGAGUUUGGUUGGCGCUGGCACUGGACGCCUCUUCUUGCUGGGUGAUAUUGGAAAAAGAGGUCUUGACGCCCCUGCUCAAUGUUUGGUUGCGAAGGUAAAGAUGUCCAGAUUCCUUCCAAAGGGAGCUGGUCUGGGCUUAGGCCUGGAGGCAUGGAUGUCCAGAUUUUUGCCGCGCCCUGUUGCUUUUCGACUGCUUUGGCAUGAUCGCCGUGGAGCUACUGCUGAUGCCUUUGGAGGACCUCAAGCAGGAAGCGCAAGUAGCCCUUCAGGUGAAGGCCUCUAUGUUUGGCGGCCAGUCCCUCCAAGCGAUCUAUUUGUCGCGCCAGGCGCAGUGUGUACGGCAGACUCUUCAGAACCUCGGGGCGUGGAAAUCCGUUGUGUGCCUCGUGCUUGGCUUGUGAGAGGAGAUAGUCUGGGACCAGCUCUUUGGACAAACGAUCGGCACGAAGUGAAAGUGCAGGAAGGGCUGGGUGGAGUGAUCGCAUGCCCUACUGAGAACCUCAGUCAUUUGCCUUGCUGGACGUUCAUAUCUCACCAGUUCUUUGCGGGCACGUGA